This is a messenger RNA of Salvelinus fontinalis (brook trout), 5880 nucleotides long. RefSeq names its product rap guanine nucleotide exchange factor 1-like. Gene Ontology annotation, cellular component: plasma membrane. NCBI's taxonomy places the organism in Eukaryota, Metazoa, Chordata, Actinopteri, Salmoniformes, Salmonidae. The record is from RefSeq and is a predicted model, not a curated record. Gene Ontology annotation, biological process: Ras protein signal transduction; positive regulation of GTPase activity. The coding region runs from base 295 to 3966 and encodes 1223 amino acids. The transcript is spliced from 28 exons. Gene Ontology annotation, molecular function: guanyl-nucleotide exchange factor activity.
GCUAAUUCCAUGCGCGAGGAGGUGCAGUUGUGCAUCAUGCCGAGGACGCGCGGUGCCAAGGCAGCGCUCCUGUGUUGGACUCUCCGCUCAGUGAAAAUAGCUUGGAGACCGACAGAAACAGUUUCACACAUCGAUGUGUGUGCCACAAAUCUGGUCUCGUACCUCCAACGAAUUCAUCUUACAGACACAUGUGAGCCAAGAAUACAGGAAUAAUCGAGGGAGACGCGUUGGUUUCUGGCUAGUUAAUUUUUUUAAACAUUUUUUAUAACGAGUGAAAUCACUGCUGGUCACGAAAUGUCUGGGAAAAUAGAGAGUAAGCAAGACUCGCAGCGCUCCCACCUCUCCUCUUUCACCAUGAAGCUGAUGGACAAAUUCCACUCGCCCAAGAUCAAGAGGACGCCAUCGAAGAAGGGAAAGCAGUUGCAGGUCGAACCAGUGGUCAAGAGCCAAGAAAAACCUGUCAACAAGAAGGUGAGUCGGCUGGAGGAGCAGGAGAAGGAGGUGGUGAGUGCGCUGCGCUACUUCAAAACCAUCGUGGACAAGAUGGUGGUGGAGAAGAAGGUGCUGGAGAUGCUGCCUGGCUCGGCCAGCAAGGUGCUGGAGGCCAUUCUACCUCUGGUGCAGGUGGAGGCCCGGAUAACACACAGUUCGGCUGUGUCGUCGUGUCACAACCGGGUGUACCAGAGCCUUGCCAACCUGAUCCGCUGGUCCGACCACGUCAUGCUGGACGGCAUCGACCUUGAUGACAAGGACAACGUGGUCGCGGUCACGACAGUCAUCAAAGCCGUCCUGGAUGGGGUUAAGGAGCUGGUCAAACUCACCAUAGAGAAACAGGAGCAACCCUCCCCCACCAUACCCAACAAACCCCCACCACCACCUGUCACUACACCAGAGAGCAGGUCAGAGUUGCCACUGACAGAACGGGAGAGGGAGAUCCUGAGUAAGACCCCGCUCACCGAGGCUGUGACGGACAUGGCAGAGGAGGACGUAGCUCCGCCCAAACCCCCCCUCCCUGGCCUGAAAAUGGAUGCACUCAGAGCACACUUGACUACUGACCCCACUUUUGCUGGCCAACGGAGAUCCACAAAGUCUGACACUCCUCCUCCAGCUUUGCCCCCAAAGAAACGUCAGUCGGCCUCGUCGCCCACUCGGGUGGCAGUGGUGGCCCCCAUGAGCCGCGGCUCCAGCCUGCCUUGCAGCGUCCACAGACAGCAGCAGGACUAUGAGCAGGAGUUCCUCCAGAGGCGUUUCUCAGGGGGCAGCCAGUCGUAUGGGUGUGACUCUCCGCGCCUCUCGCCCUACAGCAGCAUGGGGAAGCUCAGCAGGUCUGAAGAGCAGCUCUGUUCCAUGGAACAGGACAGUGGACAGUGCUCCAGAAAUACUAGCUGUGAGACACUGGACAACACAGAGAGUUACGACCCCGACUAUGACUUCCUCCACCAGGACCUCGCUGUCUUCACAGGGGACACCCACCUGCCCUCCACUGCCACCCCCUCAGGGGUCAUGUCCCUGUCCCCCCUCCCCGAGUCCCACAGUGAGUGCUCCUCUCCUGUGCCUCCUCACCCCCGGUUCAGGUCACCACCCGCCCCCCACCACCAACAACCCCACCCACCCCAGUCUGAGUACUGGACACCCCAGCCCGGUUCCCAUAUCAUCCCCUUACAACCAUCCCGCAUCAGUGCUCCUCCAGCAUUACCCCAGAAGAAGCGGCGCAGCUCCCAGGUUUCGCCCUAUCAGGACGGGUGUGGCUCCUCGGGGGGGCCCCUCAACGAGAGGUCCCCUUCCCAAUACGAUAACCUGUCAGAGGAGGAGCUGCUGCACCCCACGCCCCUCUUCACUCCCAACUCGCCCAUGCCCCAGAGCAACGGGGGGGUGUUCGUGGACCAGUACCUGGCUAGCGAGAGCACCGACCUGCCCUCUAGUCCACCGCCACUGCCUGAGAAGAGGAGCAAGCACGUCCUGGCGUACAUGCAGUUUGUGGAGGACUACUCAGAGCCCCAGCCCUCAGUGUUCUACCAGACCCCACAGAAUGAGAGCAUCUAUGAGCAGAGGAACAAACGCUUCCAGGACGUCUACGGCCUAAACGACUCCUUCAGUAGCACCGACUCGGUCCACGAACCCCUUCCCAUACCCCUCUUCCCGCCCCCCGCCCUGCCCCCCAAGCAGAGGCAGCUGGCCUCCCACUCUUCCUCCCCCUCUUCCUCCUCAUCCUCCUCUCUGUCAUGCCACCUCCAGCCGUCAUUGGUGGUGGCGGCGGAGGAGGCGGGCUCUGGCCUAGGCCUCAGCCUAUUGGUUUCUAGCUCCUCCUACCUGAGUGGACAUGCCUCGCUGACCACGCCCAUGAGUUCAGACCAGGUCGCCUUGACCAAUGCCACCAUAUUGGAAGGCAGCAGGGGCGGGCCCAACGGUUCCCUGGCCGACUCAUUGGGCUCUGUUGCCGUCUGUCUUCCUCCUCCUGAGACCACUUCUCUUCUAACUGACUCUCUCCUCCGCACCUCGGCAGUGAGCGUCGACGAGGGUGGCGAGGGCGAGUAUGUCAACCUGUACUCAUCCAGCCAGGCCAAUGGGGAGCUGGAGCUGCCUCCCUGCCUCAGACCAAUCGCUGCUGACGAUGUCAUUCAAGACCCCGCGCCACAAAUGCACUCCUCCAAUAGCAAGGAGGCUCUGGACAAGGAGAGCAGGAGGCAGAAGUCGACAGACUCGGUCCAGAGCGAUGAGGAGGAAGUGGAUGAGCUCUCUCUCAUCGACCACAAAGAGAUCAUGUCCCGGAUAACACUCAAACAGGAGAAUGACGAUGGUCCUGAUGUGCGUGCUGGAUCAGGGGAUAUUCUGUUAGUCCACGCCACAGAGACAGACCGCAAAGAUCUGGUGUUGUACUGUGAGGUCUUCCUGACCACAUACAGGACCUUCAUCAGCCCAGAGGACCUCAUUAAGAAGCUCCACUACAGAUACACCAGGUUCUGUCACAGUCCAGACACGUUUAAGAAGCGGGUCAGCAAGAACACCUUCUUUGUGCUCGUUAGACUGGUGGACGAACUGUGUCUGGUGGAGUUAACAGAGGACAUCCUGAAGCAGCUGAUGGACCUGGUGUUCAGGCUGGUGUGUAACGGCGAGCUGAGCCUGGCCCGCGUGCUUCGCAAGAACAUCCUGGACAAGGUGGAGCAGAAGAAGCUGCUGCGCUGCACCAACUCCCUCAAGCCGCUGGCUGCCCGGGGCGUGUCCGCCAGACCCGGAACCCUGCAUGACUUCCGCAGCCAUGAAAUCGCCGAUCAGCUCACGCUCCUGGAUGCAGAACUUUUCUACAACAUCGAGAUUCCUGAGGUGUUGCUUUGGGCCAAAGAACAGAACGAGGAAAAGAGUCCCAAUCUGACUCAGUUCACAGAGCACUUUAACAAUAUGAGCUACUGGGUGCGCUCUCUAAUCAUUCAGCAGGAGAAAGGCCAGGACAGAGAGAAGCUGCUCCUCAAGUUCAUUAAGAUCAUGAAGCACUUAAGAAAGUUGAACAAUUUCAACUCGUACUUGGCAAUACUGUCUGCCCUGGACUCAGCCCCCAUCCGCAGACUGGAGUGGCAGAAACAGACAUCAGAGGGAUUGGAGGAAUACUGCACUUUGAUUGACAGCUCGUCGUCUUUCCGAGUGUACCGGGCGGCUCUGGCCGACGUGGAGCCUCCAUGCAUCCCAUACCUCGGUCUAAUCUUGCAGGACCUGACAUUCGUCCACCUGGGGAACCCUGAUCUCAUCGAUGGGAAGGUCAAUUUCUCUAAGCGCUGGCAGCAGUUCAACAUCCUGGACAGCAUGAGGCGCUUCCAGCAAGUGCAUUAUGAGCUGAAGCGUAACGACGACAUCGUGUGCUUCUUCAACGACUUCAGCGACCACCUGGCCGAGGAGGCGCUGUGGGAGCUCUCACUGAAGAUCAAGCCUCGAAACAUCACCCGGAGGCGGACAGAGCGCGAAGAGAAGACCUAGGGGGUGUAGGGGCACGGCGUGGUGCCCAAACCCGGGACCAGGUCCCACCGAGGGACCACCACUGUGCUACAGACACUAACUCCACUUUACUAUGGAAGGACAUUCAGACAUACAGACAGACGGACGGAAAGGAUAGAUGGAUGGACACAAUCAGUUGGACCUAACUAACAUGGGACGAGUGACUGACUAGGGCCGGACCAGAGCACAUACAGUAGGCUAGUAUGGAGAAAAAGACUGGUUUUAAAUUACUCUGCACUGCUCUGCUACACUGGGAUAUUAUGGGGGUUUUAUGGAUUGACAUGGGAUUUUCUCCACCCCGAACUAAUGUUGGCAGGGGAGAAACUCCUAGCCAAUGGGAGGAGAGAGGAGAAAGACUUGUAUAAGAGACGUCAUGUAAGGAGGAUGUGGAGAUACCGCUCCCCGUCCUCUCCCAUUUUAGUGUGUAAGUGGGAGGUGAAAGCUCCUCUACACCCUGAUACCAACACCCUAUUCCCUUCUCCUCCUCCCUACAUAGUGUGUGCCACCAUUGGGUCAGCCCCUACUGCCCCCCUCCCCUGACUUAACUUCCCUCCAACAUUGAAGGAAGAUAAAGUUCCUUGUAUCCAUGGAAUCGUCAGUAUUCUGGACUGCAGUCUAGGGAAUGGGAAUCUGAGGGUUAGUAGAGGUGGACUGGACUUGUAGCAAGUGUAUUUGGGAUAUUGUGUAUUAUUAUUAAUCAUGUAUGGUUGUGAUGUAUUAUACAGUGCUCCUUUUGUUCUUAAAAAGGAUGUUUAUUAUGCUAUUAAGAGAAGCGCUCAGCUUCUACCCAAGUGCCAUAAUGUGCACUCUAAAAAGCAACACAACAAAAAGAGAAUGACUAAAGAUGCUGUGAUCUAUGUAUGUCAUAUUCAAUCAUUGUGUGCCAUGUUUGAGUGAGAGAACUGCCAGUAGUGUGUGUGUGUGUGUGUGUGUGUGUGUGUGUGUGUGUGUGUGUGUGUGUGUGUGUGUGUGUGUGUGUGUGUGUGUGUGUGUGUGUGUUUGUCUGUCCAUUGUGUGCUGUAGUUCUUCAUUCUGAUUCCUUUGGAAUAAUCCUGUCAUCCUCAUUACACUAUGCAAUAAAACUGCUCAGUUUCUAUACAUCAAGAUCUUAAGAGGUUUGACAGACUAUGCUGCUUAUAUGUUCCUUAUGGGCAAAAUCCCAACCAGAUCGGCGCUCCUAACUUUGACUUUUGCAUUAUCAUGCAUUGAUAUCAAUGGAAGUCUUGUUGCGCUCGCAAGUUAGGAUUCAGCCCCAACUGGUCAUUCUGGUUAGACAAUAACAACCACAAGCCACUGAUAGUGAACAUAAUAUUUUUAAUAUUUCUUAAAUAUCAUGGUCAUUGGAAAAUGUUUUACAAAAUAAAGGCAUGAAUUUACCUUGGCAUCGAGGAAUGAUCCAACAAAUAUACAGUUCAUGAAGCAAAGUCUAAAGAAUGCUUAAAAUGUGAUACAUAUUGUAUGAAAUCCUUCAUUUGUCUAUAAUAUUCGAUACAUAAUCUGAUUUCUACAUGUUUCAAGCAUCUUGAUACAUGUUGCAUUUAUAUAUUUGUUCAGUAUGAAACAAAGACAGUGAAUCAUGGUAGUACAUGAAGUCUACUACAUUACUAGUUAUUCAUUGUUGGCUGUGAAAGCUCAACAGCUAAAACACAAUGUGCAAAGCUAAAAUCAAAACAGACAUUAACUUGAAACUAACAUUAAAAGGACAGCUUUCCUUCCUUCAUCUCACCAUCACUCCUAUUUCAGCCACAGAGGUAGUCAAGCCACCGCAGGGUAAAACAUAGAAGGCAGAGUAAUUAAAAAGUGGAAGAGUUGUAUUGUGUACCUGUGAUUGCUCUGUUUCAUUGAUGCUUGCAAUUUCAGUGGUAUCUAUUUCAGUAAUAUACUAAUGAAUCAUUA